AUGAGUGGCGAUCCCCAGCCACCUCCUCCGCCCCGCAGCCGCAGCCGCAGCAGCAGCAGCAGCUGCAGCAGCAGCAGCAGCAGCACCGGCAGCAGCAGCAGCAGCUGCUGCAGCGCGCUAGCAGCGGAGGCUCGCUCCCCAUCCAUCGCCCAACACCCGACAGCAAACUGGAGUUGUCAUGAGUGGCGAUCCCCAGCCACCUCCUCCGCCCCGCAGCCGCAGCAGCAGCAGCAGCAGCAGCUGCAGCAGCAGCAGCACCGGCAGCAGCAGCAGCAGCAGCUGCAGCGCGCUAGCAGCGGAGGCUCGCUCCCCAUCCACCGCCCCACCGCUCAUGGGUUACUACGUCAGUUGCUGUGGCGGCAGCCGACGGGGCCGCCCCAGCAGCAGCAGCAGCAGCAACACCCGCAGCAGCAGCAGCAGCAGCAGCAGCAGCGGCCUUGCGUGUCUACAGUUCGUGUUGCAGCACAGAGCAGCAGCCUGCGCCGGCUGCUUGGUGACGGCGUGUGGUGUCUAUGCAGGGGCCCCAGCCUCCCCCCUGCUGCUGCUGGGGGCCCCCGCCAGCCGCUGCAGCCUACGCGGGUCUGCAUGCAGCAGCAGCGCGAUAGAAGCCGCCGGGUGUAUGUACACCUCAGCAGCAGCAAAGUUAUUUGUAUUAGCUGCUCAGACCCGCAGCAAGCCACCACAGGGUGGCUACUGUCUCGCGUGCUGCAGCACCUAGAAGAGAAUGCAGCAGCGACAGCAGCAGCAGCAGCAGCAGCAGCAAUAGCGCUGUGCUGCUGCCCCCGCAGCAGCAGCGACAGCAGCAGCAGCAGCAGCAGCAGCAACAACAACUUGCUGCUGUCUCCAGCGCAGCAGGACUGGCUUGAUGCCCUGCUGCAGGACCGCAGCAGACCCCUCUCUUUGCUGCCAGAGGGCCUUCAUCUUCGCUGCUUCUACGCUGCAACACCAACGCACAAAACUGCUGCUGCUGCUGCUCCCGCUGCUGCUGCUGCUGCUGCUGCUGCUACUUCUCCUGCGGCAGCAGCUGCUGCAGCGGGCACUUCUUCUGCUGCUGCCGAGCCGAGACAAGCAGCAGCAGCAGAAGCAGGUGAAAGACCGCCUGCUGCUGCCAGUCCCUGGAUUUGUGAGCAGCCAACGCACAAAACUGCUGCUGCUGCUGCUCCCGCUGCUGCUGCUGCUGCUGCUGCUGCUACUUCUCCUCCUGCGGCAGCAGCUGCUGCAGCGGGCACUUCUGCUGCUGCGGAGCCGAGACAAGCAGCAGCAGCAGAAGCAGGUGAAAGACCGCCUGCUGCUGCCAGUCGCUGGAUUUGUGAGCAGCAGCAGCAGCAGCAGCAGCAGCAGCAACAGCAACAGCAACAGCAGCAGCAGCACUUCAUGGAGCAGCAGCAGCAGCGCCUUUCCCCGCAAGGUGCAUCAACAGCUGCUGCAUCGGCUAGUACAACUCCUGGCGCUGCUGCUGCUGCUUCUGCUGCUGCUUCUGCUGCUGCUGCUGCUGCUGUCUUGCGUUGCCCCUCAGGCUGGCAAAGCCACGACGGAGACUCGACGGCCUCCACCAUCAGCACCGCGCGGCAGCCUCAUACUGCAGCAAGCAGCAGCAGCAGCAGCAGCAGCAGCAGCAGCAGCGGCAGCAGCAAUAACGCCAGCAGCAGCAGCAGCAGCAGUCCGGCCUUAUUGUUGAAUGCGUCUGCUGCUGCAGAGCACGGAGUUGCUGCUGCUGAGGGUUCAGCCUGUAGCAGCCAGUGUGCCGCCGCAGCAGCAGCAGCAGCAGCAGCAGCAGCAGCAGCAGCAGAGAGACAAAGCACGUUCAGCGAAGAAGUGGCUCGGUUUGUGGCGGUGGAGGUGUUGCUGGGGCUGCAGCACCUGCAUAGACACCGUGUGGUGUAUAGGGACCUCAAAGCAGCAAAUAUAUUGAUUGACCUCGACGGACACUGCAAGCUUGCAGACUUCGGACUAGCUAAGAGACUCACAGGUAAACAGCAGCAGCAGCAGCAGCAGCAGCAGCAGCAGCAGCAGCAGCAGCAGCGGGAAUAA
Eimeria mitis is the source of this 2031-nucleotide messenger RNA. Its product is annotated as AGC kinase, putative. The coding region runs from base 1 to 2031 and encodes 676 amino acids. Gene Ontology annotation, molecular function: ATP binding; protein kinase activity. NCBI's taxonomy places the organism in Eukaryota, Apicomplexa, Conoidasida, Eucoccidiorida, Eimeriidae. The transcript has 6 exons. The record is from RefSeq and is a predicted model, not a curated record. Gene Ontology annotation, biological process: protein phosphorylation.